AUCAAUUAAUUCAGGCAAAUAUAUCACUAUAAUGAAGGUGUUGGAUGAUAUUCUUUCCUUCUUCGCAUUGGAGACGUUGGACACGCGUCUUUUCCCUCCACUGGACUUGGUGAAGCGGGAAUCGAUCAAAAAAAAGGUCAAUCCCAAAUCUCGGUGGGGAACUCUUGAAUUUAAAAUUUACUUAUUGGUGUUUGCUGUAUUUGUGCCAUUGUUGUAUAAGACGGCCAUGGAUGCCUCGAAUGAAACCAACCCCAAUUAUCCCCGGUACGAGCGGCUAUUGAGCCCUGGAUGGAUGUUUGGAAGGAAAGUCGACAAUUCUGACCUGCAAUAUCGGUUUUUCAGAGAUAACUUCCCGCUACUUGUGGGGUUGAUUGUGAUACAUGUCACAUUGAGACGGGUGGUGAGCCCCUUGUUGGGUUUGACGAAGCGCACGCAGUUUGACUUUGGCUUUGGCUUGGUGUUCUUGUUUGGAGCUCACGGGUUCAAUGUAUUCAAGGUGUUCAUUCAUCUUGGUAUCAAUUAUGCUAUUGGUAAGUAUAUCAAAUCGCACAAAGUUGCAUACUACGCGACGUGGAUCUACGGGAUCCUGUCGUUGUUCCUCAAUGAUCGGUAUCGGAGCUUCAAGUUUGGUGUGAACUUUGUGGACUAUGGGUUCAAGGGAAUCAUCGAGAGAUGGGAUGUAUUUUACAAUUUUACGUUGUUGAGAAUGCUUUCGUUCAACUUGGAUUACUUGGAGAGGAAACAGGCGUUGUACGACUCAAAGAAGGAGAUCAAGGAAGAUAAACUAGUAGGUCUUGAUGACAGACAACGCUUGAGUGCUCCUUUUGAUAUCGGAGAAUACAGCUUGUUCAACUACGUUGCUUACUUGACAUACACUCCCUUGUUUAUUGCUGGCCCAAUAUUGACGUUCAACGAUUAUUUGUACCAAUCGAACUACGAGACUCUUGCGUCUGUUAAGAAUCACAAACGGACGUUUGUGUAUGGAGUUCGGUUUUUAUUCUGUGUGCUUGUGAUGGAAUUCUUGUUACACUUCAUCUACGUUGUGGCAGUUUCCAAGGCUAAGGCGUGGACUGGCGAUACUCCGUUCCAAAUUUCCAUGAUUGGGUUAUUCAACUUGAACAUUAUCUGGCUCAAGUUGUUGAUUCCUUGGAGGAUGUUUAGGCUUUGGGCGUUGAUCGAUGGGAUUGAUCCACCAGAGAAUAUGAUCAGGUGUAUGGACAACAACUACUCGGCAUUGGCAUUCUGGAGGGCUUGGCACCGGUCGUUCAACAGGUUUAUCGUCAGGUAUAUCUACGUUCCUAUGGGAGGUGGAGGACAGAACCGGAUCCUUAACAGCUUACUUGUGUUCAGCUUCGUGGCCAUUUGGCACGACAUCGAGUUGAAGUUAUUGUUAUGGGGAUGGCUCGUAGUAUUAUUUUUAUUACCUGAAAUCACUGCCACCUUAUACUUCCAGAAGUACCUGGGAAAAUGGUGGUUCAGAUACUUGUGUAGUGUGGGUGCGGUUUUAAACAUCUGGAUGAUGAUGAUAGCUAACUUGUUUGGGUUCUGCUUGGGAAAGGACGGUACCACUUUGUUAUUGAGAGAGAUCUUUGAGACUUUUGACGGUAUCAAGUUUUUUGUGGUGUCCCUGGCCGUGCUUUUUGCAGCCACGCAGGUGAUGUUUGAGAUGAGAAAUAGUGAGAGGCGGAAGGGCAUCGAUGUGAGGUGCUAAGCAUUUGGAUACAAGGAAACCGGGUUGACAGAAGAAAUGUCUGACACGAGAUGAGAUAACUAAAAGGAAGAUGGUGAGGUGAGAUAACUAAAGACAUCAACAAGAUGGUGAACAUAACAGUACCUAUCAAAAUAAUUCAUGAGAGUUCUGACCCAUACACCCACCCACACGAUAUGUUUGCAGUAAAUAUACGUUUAUGAAUCAACA
Messenger RNA from Yamadazyma tenuis ATCC 10573, 1918 nucleotides. RefSeq names its product O-acyltransferase (gene GUP1). Gene Ontology annotation, cellular component: endoplasmic reticulum. Lineage: Eukaryota; Fungi; Ascomycota; Pichiomycetes; Serinales; Debaryomycetaceae. Gene Ontology annotation, biological process: GPI anchor biosynthetic process. The record is from RefSeq and is a predicted model, not a curated record.